CCCACUUUCCAAAUCAUUCCGAGUCACUGAUCCAAUUCGGACGUUGAAUCUAUCUGUCUCUCUCUCCACUUUCCAAAUCUUUACGAGUCACUGAUCCAAUUCGGGCGUUGAUUCUCUCUCUCUCUCUGCAUAUGUAUAUGCAUCCACCAGAAUGCACGUCUUAACAAUCAAUCUUACUUAAAUUCUGCAGAAAACCUUUUUAAACUGUCUUCCGCUUUUUCGGCUUGUCGCGUCCUACACAUUUAUUUCUUGUCUCUUCUACCAAUUUGACUCCUUCUUUGUCCCUUCUCUCCCCCUGAAAAUUUUCUGGGCAACCCAUUUGGCGAUUGAAGAUUUUUUUAAGAGCUUGAAUUCUUGUUGCUUUCUGCUGAGAAGCUAAUUCAAAUUCAGGUCAUACAAGUUCAGUUUCUAUGAUGGGUACCGCAGUUUCCUUGUACUAGCAGAUUGGAAGAGUUUGAUGGGUUUUACAUGUUCAUGGUUUGUUUACUUCUUUCAAUAGGAGAAUUAAUUUGAUCUGAUUGUGAGAGAAUUUUAGUUCCAUUUCAUAAUAACCAAUUAUGAUCGGAAAGAAGAACAUGGGGCGGGCAUCGCCAGUGUUUCUGAUUCUUUUGGCUCUUGGGUUUUUCAUUGCAACAUAUAACUUGGUAACCAUGAUAAUUCACAAUAGAACAGCUAGUCCAGGGAAGUGGUUCCGCGAUGAUUUGGAAAGUCAAUCACUGUCGGAUCCCAUUACUGAGAUGCCGGACAAUGUAAAGAGGCCAAAGAAUGCUAAGUUGCCAUUCCAUGUUGCCUUAACCGCAACUGAUGCUCCCUAUAGCAAAUGGCAGUGUCGCAUAAUGUACUACUGGUAUAAGAAAAAGAAGGAGUUGCCUGGAUCAGAGAUGGGAGGAUUCACUCGGAUUCUGCAUUCAGGAAAUCCUGACAACUUAAUGGAUGAGAUUCCUACUUUCAUUGUCGAUCCUCUGCCAGCGGGUCUGGAUCGGGGUUAUAUUGUUUUAAAUAGACCCUGGGCCUUCGUGCAAUGGCUGGAAAAAGCUACAAUUGAGGAAGAAUACAUAUUGAUGGCAGAGCCUGAUCACAUAUUUGUAAAUCCGCUACCUAAUUUGGCACACGGGGGUCUUCCUGCUGGCUUUCCCUUUUUCUACAUCAAGCCCACAGACAAUGAGAAGAUUAUAAGGAAGUUUUUCCCUGAGGAAAAUGGCCCAGUAACAAAUGUUGAUCCAAUAGGGAAUUCUCCUGUUAUUAUAAAGAAGGAUACGCUGGAGAAGAUUGCGCCAACAUGGAUGAAUGUUUCUUUGAGAAUGAAAGAUGACCCAGAGACUGAUAAAGCUUUUGGAUGGGUGCUAGAAAUGUAUGCCUAUGCGGUGGCCUCAGCUUUACAUGGUGUGCAGCAUAUACUUCGGAAAGACUUUAUGCUACAGCCUCCAUGGGAUUUGGAAACUGGGAAAAAGUUUAUCAUCCAUUACACAUAUGGAUGUGACUACAACAUGAAGGGUGAGCUUACAUAUGGAAAAAUUGGAGAGUGGCGAUUUGACAAGAGAUCACAUCUCCGUGGACCUCCACCAAGAAAUCUCCCAUUACCCCCUCCAGGGGUUCCUGAAAGUGUGGUCACUCUUGUAAAGAUGGUGAACGAAGCUACUGCUAACAUUCCCGGAUGGGACACAGAGUAACAGCAGCUUCCUAUGGUUGAAGGGAUCGUGAAUAUUUUUUUCUGGGAAAAUGAAGAUCCUGACAUCUAUAGUUUUGUAGAGAGGUUCAAGGACACAAAGGUCAGGUUUGAUGUUUGUACUUACAGAUAGAAUAUAUAGAUGGUAACUGAGAUUAUAUUUUUGUACUAGACAAGGGUCUAUCGGGGGGAGAUACACGUAAACAUUGAGCAACUGGGGCUUUUCUAAUCAUUCGAAUUCGUUAUCAUAAAGUGUUCUUAUAUGGAGUAGAAUAGUACUCCUACAUUUGACUUGUAUUAUUACUCUUGAUAAUGAGAUGAUGAGCUUGUUGUCUUGGAAAA
Rhododendron vialii is the source of this 2008-nucleotide messenger RNA. RefSeq names its product hydroxyproline O-arabinosyltransferase 3. Bases 558 to 1670 code for a protein of 370 amino acids. The record is from RefSeq and is a predicted model, not a curated record. Gene Ontology annotation, molecular function: glycosyltransferase activity. The transcript is spliced from 9 exons. Lineage: Eukaryota; Viridiplantae; Streptophyta; Magnoliopsida; Ericales; Ericaceae.